Molecule: messenger RNA, 2661 nt
Organism: Anopheles gambiae (African malaria mosquito)
Lineage: Eukaryota; Metazoa; Arthropoda; Insecta; Diptera; Culicidae
Gene: Pu
Product: GTP cyclohydrolase 1
Exons: 5
Coding region: 713-1570 (285 amino acids)
Biological process (GO): tetrahydrobiopterin biosynthetic process; tetrahydrofolate biosynthetic process
Cellular component (GO): cytoplasm
Molecular function (GO): zinc ion binding; GTP binding; GTP cyclohydrolase I activity
Source: RefSeq, a predicted model, not a curated record
CGCAAUGCCUUCGCCUGAGAGGGGCCGAUCUACUACUGCUACUGCUGCUCACCCGGCUAGUUGGACGACCUCUCCCCACCAGCCACCGAACCGGCAACUUAUUACAGAGGGAGGGACGCGGAGAGGCAACGAAAGGACGCCGGAACGCGCAAAAUUGUAUGCGCACAACGCCGCAAACACCUGAUCGCUUGUCCGGAGGGUUUAUAGAGGAGGGACAUGGAAGGAGACUAGAAUAAGGGUAGUUCUGAGGUUAGCCGGAGUCUCGUGCACACACACACACACACACAGACACAUGGCAAACGAUCUCGUUUGGACGAUCGGUUUCGGGCAGGCUCAGUUCCAAACCGUACGCCGCCGCGAACAGUUCGUCGUCUCGUUGUGCCUGCUGUCCCGACGUCGCGCACGCGCCAAGAUCGCCUGUUUUUCGCUUCUUCACUGUUUGUGCUGUUGUGUGUGUGUGUGAUCGUGACCCUGACAGACUUUCAGGGAUUUCACGAACUGUGUGCACUUUGGUUUAAUUAGGUUUUUGUUGCCAUUUGCAAGCCGGGAGAGUUUGGAGAUCACACAGAGGGCGCUGUAGGUGUCAAAACCAAAAAAAGUAGUGAAGCGUGUGUUACGUGUGCAGUAUCUUCACCAUCUCUAGUAUUACUAUCAGUAUUAUUACCUUGUGACUAUUGUGAUAACUAGCGCUAACAAAGACACUCGCCUCGCCAUGAAGGAAGUUCAGGUUAACGGUCAUCAGCAUGUGAGCAAUGGCAACGGCACGGUGAGCGAGCUGGAAAAGCACACCAACGGCACCAGCAACGGGUACGCCGGGCACAACGGGCUCAGCAAUGGUACGAACGGUACCACCUCCAAUGGGUGCGCUUCCUCCAAGAAACAGUCGGUCAAAUGCACCUGCAGCAAGUCGGAGCUGGAGAAUGGUAGCGACACAAACAACAAUCAAGGACACGAAAAAUGUACCUUUCACCACGAUCUGGAACUCGACCACAAACCAUCGACCCGGGAGGACCUGUUGCCGCUGAUGUCCAAGUCCUACCGGAUGCUGCUGUCGAGCCUGGGCGAAGAUCCGGAACGUCAGGGCCUGCUGAAGACUCCGGAACGGGCCGCCAAGGCAAUGCUCUUCUUUACCAAGGGCUACGAUCAGAGCUUGGAAGAGGCCUUGAACGGUGCCGUUUUCGACGAGGAUCACGACGAAAUGGUCGUGGUGAAGGACAUCGAAAUGUUCUCCAUGUGCGAGCACCACCUGGUGCCGUUCUACGGUAAAGUCUCGAUCGGUUACUUGCCCUGCAAGAAGAUUCUCGGGCUGAGCAAGCUGGCCAGAAUUGUGGAGAUCUUCUCACGCCGUCUUCAGGUGCAGGAGCGGCUGACGAAACAGAUUGCCGUUGCCGUCACCCAGGCAGUACAGCCAGCCGGCGUUGCCGUCAUCAUCGAGGGAGUGCACAUGUGCAUGGUGAUGCGCGGCGUGCAGAAGAUCAACAGCAAAACGGUCACCUCGACCAUGCUGGGCGUCUUCCGGGACGAUCCGAAAACGCGCGAAGAGUUCCUGACGCUCUGCAACAACAAGUGAGCCCACAUUCUGCAUCGAUCCCAGCCGACCCCAGCACUAACGCCACCGGCGAUGAUCGAUGAACCCCACGACGACGACGUACGGAAGGAGUAUUAAUUGCGAAUGGCGAAGGGUAAACUUUUGGCCUUCGUGCAACUCGUUUAGGGAAAUCCGUUUAGGGAAAUCGUACACUCGAUAUACUCGAUUUUUAGCUGCCAGGUUUUGAAGAUGUUAGCGUACCUUUUAUGGUUUUUGAUCGUACGGAGGUAACUGAUCCGCAUCAUCAGUGUUUUUACAUUUUGAAGCCCCACAGGAAAGCAAAUUUUACUCAUACUCAUCGUUGUUAUCAAUGUCUAUCCGUGUGCCGCGCGGGCGCAUAAUUUGUUGUGUCCAAACCUUUCGUAAAAAGAAGGACAAUAAAUUUAGAAGCUAGUAUCGCUCUCUCUGUCACUCUAUGAAACGCAGUGGACACGAUUACGAUCGCUGAUCCCUCGCAAUAUUACAAAUGAUAAUAAAUUUUAGCCCAUACAGGUGUAAGGCAUGUUACAAAAAUCAAGCAAAAAAAAUCUGUGUAAAUGUAAGUGAAAAAACGCAUCGAUAUCUAUCUACACAAACACACUGUUUUACUACUCGGACGUAUACACAAAAUUUAUACAUUUUUGAAUCUGGUAUUUGCCACGCGAAUGGGUCCAAGUUGUACACAAACCAGGAAAGGAAUCUUUAUUGUUGUUUGUUAACGUUUGAUGCGGUGAAAGAUUGUUGACUAGUGAGAUGGUAAAUGUAGCGGAAGAGAAGCAACCAUAGGAGAGGUUAAUGCGAACGCCAAGCCCUAAUCGUUCAGCUCUAAAGCAAGGUCUGAAUAUACAACGAUUGCUGUUAGCAUUCAAAUAUACACCCUGCUGUACCGAUGUUGGCCACUCUCACUCCCUGGUCCCUGGAAGAUACCACACGGCACAUCAGAUUAUAAUCGUAAGUUAAGCAUGAAGUGAGGAACUAACAUCAACAUCAGGCCAACAGCUGUAGGCAAAAAACGCCAAUCAAACCUUAUUGUUAUACUAGCCGAUAUGUCCAUACGUGCAUAAAUAAGUGAAUAAAUGUAAACGAACAUCAAA